Messenger RNA from Coregonus clupeaformis (lake whitefish), 1836 nucleotides. Its product is annotated as CD48 antigen. The coding region runs from base 941 to 1702 and encodes 253 amino acids. Lineage: Eukaryota; Metazoa; Chordata; Actinopteri; Salmoniformes; Salmonidae. The record is from RefSeq and is a predicted model, not a curated record. The transcript has 4 exons.
ACAAGAAAUUUGUGGAGUGGUUGAAAAACGAGUUUUAAUGACUCCAACCUAAGUGUAUGUAAACUUCCGACUUGAACUGUAAAUGGUUGUAUCUUUUUAUAUGUGUACCAUAUGUUUGAGACAAUGGCAGCUUUUUGGGGGGUUUUACAUAAGAAUGUGUUCAUACCACCUUCAUUUCAUCAUCAACCCUGAUGAUUUGUAAGGUUUAAUUUUUACAGCAUUUGUAUUGAUAUUUUUUUGUAUCAAUUCAUGUUGUAAAUACAUUUGUAGAUUGCUGUUAUGAUGUGAAUGUUUUUAAUAUUUCAUAAUUUUAGGACUAAAUUGUUACAGGCUUUUUAAUAAAUUAUCUCUCUUGAUAUGAUGCAAUGUGGCUAUAGUGUGCGUGCGUGGGUGUGUGAUGUGUUGGGUUGUGAGUUCUCUAUGUCAGUCACUUCUGUAGAAACGGGGGUGGGUGGAAAACGGAAGUGAAUGCCAACUGCAACACUUCUCACUUCUGAUCAUAAAAAGAACAACUCAGACUUCUACAGCAUAGACAUAAAUAAAGUAUCAACUUCUUUCACCAAUUUCUUUAGACUAGAAUCCCAUUGUUAGUUACAUGAGGCAUGUAUUCUUUUUGAUGAUAUAUUUUUUUUACUUACUUCCCCAUCCCUCUCUGCAUUUAGCAGAAAUACUACGUAUUUUAAUUUAUAGUAAUAUUGGAAUGACAAUUACACUUUACAUUAAUAGAAUUUCAGAGAAUUCAUGCUGAAUGUAUAAUUAUCAAAGGAAUAGUGUGGAAUAACCUUUUAUACAGUACUUGUGACUUUGACAAACUGUUUUUUGACACGUACAUUAACAAAUAGCAGAAUCGUAACCACAACGACAGCGGAAGUAGCCUUUGCCUCAACUCUGUAUGUAGGAGAAUGCAGAACAGUAUCCAUUUUGAAGGUUCCAUUUGAAUAUGGCAUGUGUAGUUCUCUCUCUCCUAACAAUCUUACCGGUGGUGAUGGGAGAUACCACCGGUUACCUGGGAGAUUCUGUCACCUUGUCUUCUGGAGCCAACAUAUCCUGGGGCUUGAGCAAGAUAGAGUGGUCCAUAUUCAAGAACGUCACCUGGAUUGCAACUUACCAGAAAUCUACAGAAAGUCUCAGAACAGACCGUUUCUGGCAGUUUAAGAGUCGUCUGAAACUCAACUUCUCGUCUGGGGACUUAGAGAUAAGAGAUGUGAGGAAAGAAGAUUCCCUGGUUUACUCUGUUCUUCUUCAAGAUAGUGCGGGAGAACAGCAUAACAAAAAGUUCCAGCUCACUGUGACGGAGCGUCUCAGUAAGCCCAACGUCCAUAAGGUCUUCAGCGUGUUGAGGGAGAGCCACUGUGUGAUGGCUCUUCAGUGCUCCUCUUCACAGAAGGACACCCACCUCUCCUGGGAACCAGUGGCUGCGUUUAACGAUCCCUUCUGGAGAGGGAAUCCCAACACCAACGUCUCUGUCGUCUGGACGUCUUACAGCCCCAACAGAGAUGCCAACUUCACCUGUACUGCCAGCAAUGGGCACUCUAAAGCCUCCAGGGUUGUGACGGAGAGAUGCCAAGAGGAACAACCCAAGCCUGACGUGGUGGGAGAGACCCGCAUCCCUGGAAUUGCUUUUGGAAUGUUGCUCUUAGGAUUUUUGUUUGGAUGUGUUUUUACAUAUAUUUAUUUUAAGAAGUCAGAGGGCUUUAAAUGACAACUCAUUUAAAUGUUUAUCAUUUCACAGUGCCUCUAGAAUCUGAUGUUGAUCUUCUUCAUACAGUGGGGAGAACAAGUAUUUGAUACACUGCCGAUUUUGCAGGUUUUCCUACUUACAAAGCAUGUAGAGGU